This is a messenger RNA of Frankliniella occidentalis (western flower thrips), 2869 nucleotides long. RefSeq lists its product as uncharacterized. NCBI's taxonomy places the organism in Eukaryota, Metazoa, Arthropoda, Insecta, Thysanoptera, Thripidae. The record is from RefSeq and is a predicted model, not a curated record. The coding region runs from base 119 to 2368 and encodes 749 amino acids. The transcript is spliced from 6 exons.
GUGUUGUCGUACGUGGUGGAAAUGAAAAGCAGCUGUUGAGUUGCGGUGGCGGGAAGCGGGAGCGGCUGGUCAGGCUCCACAUGUAAACACGCAACCAUUAUAUUAUUUUUACACCAUAAUGCUUCCAAUCCGAAAGGAUUUAUUCAGAUGUGGUGAGGGACGAAUGGUAUUUCGAAUCUGGGAUUGUGACAAUGAUUCUGAUAUGUCUGACUUCAUCGAGAGAGGGGGAGGUUUGGCCAUCAGAUCUGAAGACUACUCUUACGACGGUGAUGGUGGUCCUUACACCGUUAGUCUUGUAAAUCCGUCAAGAAAUCUAAACGAUUGCACAUCUCGAGAUGCGUUUAGUUCGGAAUUCAUUUUAAUGUGCUGUCUCAAAAGCACAAUUCUUCCUCUCAAAAACUAUUGGCUAAAGAAGUCAGGGCGGUUCAGUGAUAGUUUUGAUCCGCAAGAUGUUCUUCUGCAGAAGAUCUCAUGGUUUGAUGCGGAAAGCCUCUUUUCCAAUCCUCAAUUUACCAAAAAUUUAAGACGUUCUGAUUCGUCUUUGGAUCAAUUAAAUGUGCAACCAACUGUUAAACUUGAAAGAAUAACGCAGUCAGCAGUCAGGACUCCACCCCUAUUCAGUGAAGAUGAACUAAGCCAGAGCCAGAACACAAAAUCAGGUGUUAUUCCAAUUAAUGGGCUUGUCCCAAUAAUUAAACUAGAAAGAAUUGAUGAAUCUGAAAUUUUGGAGCAAUGUUUUCAGCUGUGGAGAAGUAAUAAGGAAGCCCCUGCAGGAUUGAAGAAGAAACCACUGACUGAAAAUCCAACUUUUGUGAUUCUGACUUCAAGUGAAGAUGAGUGUGAAGUAGAGACCAAGAGACGUGUUUCAAAGCCAAGGAUUCAGAAAAGAAAAUUUCAUAAAAUUGAUAUUACUGACAAUGGGAGUAGUGAUAGUGAAACAUCUCAAUCUGAGGAACCUAAAAGGCUGACACCUAGGAAAGAAUUGAAAGAAACUAGUGCUUCAAUAGGGAAUCAAGAUAAAAAACAUGUUCGUAGACUCUCCUUGAAAAGACCUUCGGUUUCUUCAUCUUCUAGUUCACCAAAUAAGCCACUACUUGGCAAAUCCAAACCAAAGUUGGUAGUGAAAGAAAAUUGCGAAAACAGCCUUGGGACUCAAGAUAGAAGUCCCCGAAAAAAUGGUCCUCAUCAAGGUAAUGAUGAAGGAAAUGUCAACAUCCUUGAAGCUUUUCCAGGUGAAGGAAAAACACCCUUAACAAACAAUUCAAAAUCAUACCUCUGGCCCCAAAAUUUUUCUUCUGAGACAAUUAAAUUUGUGGUAGGUGAAGCAACUAAUAUUGAAGUAGAAGAGUCCUCUAAUGAAGGAGACAACCUUUGUCUGCAACUUGAAUCUAGUCAUUCUGAGUCUGAAGAAGUGGAAGAUAUUACCAAAUCAGAAAAAGACUUCUCUGUCCAGUGUGAUUUUGAAGAACCACUAUGUGAAAAUGUCGGUGUCCAAACGAUACAAGUGAAAAUUGUUUCUAUUGAUAAAGAUUCUGCAGAAUCUUUACCAAGUCCAAUAGCUGGCAAUAUGUUUGAAGAAUCUUCUCAAAGUCCAAAAGCUAGCAACAGUUUUGAAGAAUCUUCCCCAAGUCCAAAGCCUGGCAACAUCUUUGCAGAAUCUUCCUCAAGACCUAAAGCUGGCAAUAUUUCUACAGAACCUGUCCCAAGUCCAAAACCUGGUAAUCUAGGAAAAACCUUAGUUAACCAAAUAAUUUCUUUGUCAAAGAACAAGUCUGACUUAGUUUGUCAAACAGACUUUAUUGAGCCAGUUUUUUGUGAUAAAGUAUGCCAGACAAUGGCUGUGUUAGUUCAACCUAUUCCUUUGAAAGAUUGUAUGGUUUCUCUUGAAGCUCAUGAUUCAAAUGAGACCUCAGAGGAAGAUAAUGCAAUUCUUCCCUAUAAAACCAAGUCUAGACUCUCUAUUGACUUGUCAUCUCCCGAAAACUGUAGACUUGGAUCUAAAGAUGACCAGCCAGUUGCAACUCCAGAGAAAAUGCAUGGAUUUCCUCCAAUCAUGCAGUUGAAUGGGCUUGAAAUAUCUCCUGCCAAAGAUGUCACCAAAAGACAAAAUUUAGUGCUUUUGAAUUGUUCUUCUGAAGAAAAUGAAGCUCAGGAACGGGUAAAUGAACCACAAACUCCAGAAAUCAUUAUGUUAUCUAGUGAUUCUUCUGGCAGAGUCUCUCCUGGUAACAACAACUUGCAGCAACAUUCUCCCUUGAAGCAGCCCAAGAAGAGUCCUAAAAAAUUAGAUACAAGUUCCUCUGAGAGGACUACGCGGUCUUCCUUACGUAAAGAGACUCGUUCUUACAGAAGUUCCCGUAAGAAAUAGUCAGCAGAGAUAGCUUGACUGCUUUGGAGAUAACCUCUCAGUACAAAUCAUUGCAGCAGGUACAAUGUCGCAAAUACUUUUAUUUUUAUCUAUCUCAAAAAUGGGAAACUGUUACAGAGAAACUAAAUUUUGUUUUUAACUAUGUGCUCGUAUUUUAUUCAGUCAUUUUUGUUUGUUUUGUUAAAAAGAUACAUAUCUAUUUCUUUUGGCUUAUUUUAAUUUUAGUGUAUGAAUUUUGUACUGUACAAUUUUCACAAGUAUGACUAUUAGGUAUCAUAUGAAAUAUGUAUGAUGUUGAUAUUAGCAGUGGAUGAUAGUUUUGAGGGACCUAAUGCAAGUGUUCUGUUUUCAGCUACAGACUUUUAUUCUCUUUAAUUACAAGUAUUAAUUUUAACAGAAGUGACGUUGUUCAUUGAUCUAAAGUAUUCUAUCUAAUGUAGAUUUUGUUGUUACAUGAUAAACUCAAAAAAACACUGAUUAAUAUUCUUUCUACAAAUUGUA